Paramecium sonneborni is the source of this 1118-nucleotide messenger RNA. Lineage: Eukaryota; Ciliophora; Oligohymenophorea; Peniculida; Parameciidae. The record is from the annotation of a GenBank genome assembly.
AUGUUAGAUAUUCAAUAUAUAGAUAAGGUUCUUCCAGUUGCUGAAAUGUAGUCAAAAUUGAUCAUCAUAUUAGAGUGGCUUCCAAUUAGCCAUAAGUGAAUAAAUUACUUAAUGAAAUGAGACUGAGUGCCUAUUCAAAUAGAUCAGGAAUUACAACGAAAAUAAAUUCAAUUCCGAGAAUUCGAAUAAAAACAUAAGAACAAAUUUUGUCUAAUUCUGAAAACUUGAAUUCUUAUACUUAUUAUAGAUAGAAUUCUCAAAGAUAUAAAUAAAAUGUAGGACCUGGUUCUUAUGAGAUUUAAAAUCCAGCUCAUCUUCAAUAAAAUUGCCCUAGCAUUAGUUUUACAAAAGGUUAAAGAAAAUAAUUAUAAAAAUUCUAAAAUCCAGGACCUGGAUAAUAUAAUAUUCUAUAUAACAAGUAAUAAAAAACAUUUGUUUUCAAUUCUAGACAUAAUAGUGAACAAUAAGAAUAGUUUCCAGGUCCUGGUACCUAUGAUUUAAAUCUAAAAUCAUUUCGAAGUAUUUCUUUUGGAACUUCAAGAAAACUAUCAUAAAAUGAUCCUAAAUUUAUAACACCAGGACCUGGAACAUAUAACAUUAAUCAGAAGGUAGAGAAAAAAAAGAUAGAUAGAAUAGAAAGACUUCUUAAACCUAAACUUAUGGUCAGAUCUUAUUACAAUAGAAAAGAAGAUAAAUUUAUUUAAGAAUUAGUCAAAUAAUAAUUAAAUAAAAAAAAAGAGGAAAGCAAUUAAAGACCAAAAUCUGCAAUGUAAAUUAAAUAAUAGAAGAGAAGAAAAAAUAUAGAAAGAAUUAGAAGAAAAGCUCAUGAGAAACUUAAUUCUCCUGGUCCUGGAUCUUAUGAUAUAAAAGAUUUCAUUUAAGUUGAUCAUAUUGAUAAAAAAAAAGGAAAAAUAUUAAAAUAAAACUAAGAGGAAAAAUCAAAAAUUAAUGAUUCAUUAGGACCUGGUAGCUAUGAUAUUAAAGAUUUUCUUUAUUAUUCUGAAUCUAUUAAGAAAAGUAACACUAAUACUAGCUUUGGUAAAUCCAAAAGAUUUGAAGUUGAAAAACAUUCUGGAUUAGGACCAGGAAGUUAUGAAAUUAUAGAUUACUAAAAUUGA